Ceratina calcarata is the source of this 2530-nucleotide messenger RNA. RefSeq lists its product as uncharacterized. The annotation marks the transcript as partial. The record is from RefSeq and is a predicted model, not a curated record. The transcript is spliced from 2 exons. NCBI's taxonomy places the organism in Eukaryota, Metazoa, Arthropoda, Insecta, Hymenoptera, Apidae.
UGCGGUGCGUCAACGGAAUUCAGUAUAUGCGCCGCGUCGACAGGAACUAGCAGCCGCGUUGCCAAUCUCCGGGAAACCGUAAAAGAUCCAGCUGCUGUUAGAUCAAUCACCGGUACCGGCGUCGACAUGUCCGCGCACCAGCAGGCGGCUAUUCGCCGUUUGGAGGCUUUGUUCCGAGACGUGAAGCUGGAACAGCAGCAGAACAAUCCGGAGAUAGUGAAACUAGAGAUAGACUCGAGUUGCUGUGACAUUCAUGGCAAACACGCCAAAGAGAAUUGCUGGAACCGAAGAGGUUCCGUUGGUAAUGCGUAUCAGACCAGGCGAGACUCGUUCGGUCGUCGCGACGGUUACCCAGGGACAUCUCCGAGCAGAAGAGGUUCCCUUGGCCUGCCGAUGUCGCCACCGAAAAAAGAACUUCAUCCUUCGUGCUUCCCUAACACGUUGAGAAAAAAUCCUCUGGUUUCGUCCAUGAGUUCUAUCAAUCAUACCAAGAAAGAUAUCCACGCGUCCACGUUAAGUAACUCAUCGCUACGACGAGAUCCUGUUGGCCGGUCAAUGGGAUGCCUGAAGAAGGACACAAUGUCGAAUUAUAAUUCUCCGUUGCGACGAGAUUACGUAGCAAAAUCGAUGACAAGCCUUCAGAGGCCGCCUUCGCGACGAGACACUAGCAACUUGUCUAGCCUUUUCGCGUCGUCUCCAUUGUCACAAAGUCCACUGAAGUCUAGCUUGAGUUCGUCAAACAGUGACCUUAAAGCAAGAAGCACGUCGAACUUGAAGAGCUGCCUGGCAGGAUCCAGCGGGAAUUUGAGGAGCAAUUUGAACGUGACGCUCAGCACUGACCAUUCCAUGGGCUCCAACGGGAAUUUAAAGAAGGAUGGCAAAUUCGCCACACCGGUUUCUGGGCGUAGGGGCUCCUACGAUAGGAGGCGGCUCUCUACUGACUCUUUGGAUAAUACAAAGAGAAACUCGUGGGAUCCGGGUCGCAGGGGCUCUUCUGGAUCAUCCGGAGGAUGGGACGAUCCUAUUUGGGAAGAAGGAACGUUUGACGCCGGCAUCAGUCAGGGAGAUGAAGUUGCGAUCCCGCGAGGAGGAGAAGUGGGUCGUUUCUCAACGAGAGGCGAAGGCGAAGUCACUCGACGAGAACGCGUCGGCCACGCACUCGUUCGCUGCACUCAGCUGAGCACAGUCGUCUCCGAUCCACGAUCCGCGAUCCAUCCUCGUUAAUCGUUCGCGGUAGACGCCGGGAAUCAUAUUUCUGUUUCUAGGCGAGCGCCGGUUCCAUUCAACGAAAAUCGGGUGAAAGGUGAAAGAUCUAACGGUACCGUUUGACACUCGCCGCGUGGUCGUUCCAGUCACAUUAUUAUUCAUGAUUCAUAAACAGCUAUCAGAGAAGGAACAUGUAGACGAGAGUCGUUCCGGAAAUGAUAAACUGAAUCAAUUAUAGAAGGUGAAGUGAAAAGUGUCAAAGCCUCUGCUGUCCUUAAACUUUAACGCGUGGAAAGUGGUGAAAAUCUAUGUUGUUUCUUCUAUGAACAUCGUUCCUUCGGAUUUCAUUAAACAGGGUCAUCGGUUAUAGAUUUUCCAAUUUUCCACCGGUUUCUUCUAUAGUUACACACGUACUCUAUUCGAUUGAAAGAAUACCCGUGCGUCCUACUUCAGUAAUAAUACAUAUUCAAUAAACACUCGCUCGGUCGGAUCGGGAACAGUGGGUUCAACGGUACAUAACUCGUCCACCAUGAAAAUCGCUCUUCGAGUGUUAAAGCCAGUAAAUCCGCGAUGAAGGUCCACGCGAGCGUCGUUCAUUGACGCCACUUUCAACCUCGAUCCGCAGCUGUCGCUCCGCAACCCGGUCACCGGUGCGGCUCAAGAUUAUGGGUGAUAUACGAGUGUUGGAUCCGCGAAUGGAUCCUCGUUUAGACAUGAAGCAGCCACGACCUUGGCCACCGAUGUACCGCAGCCACCCGGCGAGGGGACCCUCGUUCUGUUAUCGGCCAAUGCCACUUGAGGCCAUGGCCCAGUGGAUGGCGCCUCACAUGCCGGACUAUAACUACGUCCCGGCGCGAAUGAGCGCCAACUCGAAUAAAGGGCGCGAUUACUAUUACUUGGCGCCGUUGUACAGAAACGCUAUGCCACCACCGCAGGCUAUGUCGCCGCUUCAGGUGCCCCCCGUGGCUGUCUCACCGAGGAUGAUGAUAAUGGAACCGAGAAGUAGGACAAAAAGCUCCGGUGGACAUUGUAGGAGCAGCGCGCCUCCGUGUACUUGUUCCAUGGGCAGGACCAGAUCCUUGGAGGACGUCAGGAGCGAGAUAAGCGAAUGGGAGGAUUUUCACGACGAGAAUGGAAAUCAUUUGCAGGGGAAGAGCUCGAAGAACGGUGUAUCUAGACAGACGAGGAGGUCCAUGGAGAAUCUUUUGGAUGUUGAGACUGCUGAACAGCAUGAACUAAAUACCUUCGAAAGGGUUGGAAGGAAUUGCAGAAAAGUGGAGGAUAGGAGGAAUGAGAAACCUGGAAGAAGACGUGGCAGCUACAU